Nezara viridula (southern green stink bug) is the source of this 2262-nucleotide messenger RNA. NCBI's taxonomy places the organism in Eukaryota, Metazoa, Arthropoda, Insecta, Hemiptera, Pentatomidae. The record is from the annotation of a GenBank genome assembly.
CUUUUUUUUCCGAUAAUGUAUAUUGUUUGGUUGAUGAUAUGUAUACUGUUGGUUAACAGUAUUAGUGCUAUUUGUGUUUUUCAUAAAUUAAGAAAACAAUUCAGGUGUAGUCAUAUUGUACUUUCUGUGUAUAAAGAAGAGAAAAUUGUGUGCAUUAAAUGUCAGCAACAAUUUCUAUUAAGAUAACUUUGAUUGUUAUAAAUAAUAUAGUCAUCACAUUCAACAGUCACCAAUUUUCGUAGGUCAGGAAAAGUUCUCGAAGAACUGAUAUAGGUGUAUGGAUAGGUCACAUUAUUUGAAGAAAUUUAGCGGCACUUUACGAAGAAAACAAAAUUUCAUCGCAAAGAAAUUUUCUUCUCUACCUUGUUUUCCAGUUCCACCACUUCUAGAUACACUAAAGAAACUUCUCGCGUCUGCUAAACCUCUUAUAUCACCACAAGAAUACAGUAGUUCAGAGAAAUCGAUACAAUGUUUUGGAACUCCAGGCGGAGAAGGCGAGUAUCUUCAAUGCUUGAUUUUAGAACGAGCUGAAAAAAUGGAUAAUUGGUUAACAGAUUGGUGGCAAAAAAUUACCUACUUUGAUAACAGAAAUCCAUUGACACUCUCUACAACCACUGGAUUAAGUUUUCCAGCUCAGGGAUGUACAACUGAAGAUGAACUUCUGGAUUGUGCCUCAAAAAUAGUAGCAGGUGCUCUUCAGUUCAAAAAGCUCGUCGAAGAAAACAGGGUGUCUCAGGAAAGCAUUGGUGAUAAACCACUAGACAUGAGCCAAUACAAGACAGUUUUUGGAACAUGCAGAAUACCUCACGACAGAAGUGAUUACCUUGUUUUCAAUCCCAAAUCAGACUUUAUAACUGUUGCUUACAGGAACAACUUCUACAAAGUAACGGUAAAAGAAGGUUUGGCUUGGCAAAAACAUUCCGCAAUAUUUGAACAGUUAAAAGAAAUUGUGACAGAAAACAACGAGGGUCCUCCAAUAGGAUUAUUGACCAGUGGAUGUAGAGAUACUUGGUACAAAGCAUACAAUGGUUUAAAAAAAAAUCAUGUCAAUUGUGAGUCUAUGAAAGCCAUUGAAGAAUCUCUUUUUUUGGUUUGUUUGGAUAUUUUUUCAGCGCCAAGAAAAAUAAAUAUCCCAACAUCUACUAUUAAUCAUUGCAUUCAUGGAAGUGGGCCCCGUCAUAGCGGUGGCAAUCGAUGGUUUGAUAAAACGUUACAGUUUAUAGUAGGAAAAAAUGGAGAAGUAGGACUGACGUAUGAAGGAAGUCCAGCAGAAAUUCAAGUAAUCCUCAUGAUCAUGAAUUUUAUACAUAGAUACAUGGAAACUGCUAAGCCAUCUUGUAUAACCUCAAACUGCAGACCAAAAAAGCUUUAUUUUGAAAUAGAUGAUCAAGUUGCAGAUCGAAUCAAUGAAGCUUAUUGUUAUUUCGACAGAUUAGUUGAAGACCAGGAUCUCUACUGUUUUAAAUUUCACCCAUACGGCAGAGAUUUCUUAAAAUGUAACGAAAUAAGUGCAGAUAGUUAUAUACAAAUGGCUAUUCAGUUAGCGUACUUUAGAUUACACCAAACGAUAAAACCGCAGUUUCAAUUAGUAUCAAUCAGACAAUUUAAAGACGGAAGAAAUGAGGUAAUUCGUUGUUGCUCCGAAGAAACUACAAGAUUCGUAUGUGCUAUGCAAUGUUCUACCCUUUCAGUACAAAGCAAAGCAAAUGCCCUUUACACAGGUAUUAAAUAUCACCAAGAAAUGGCCAAGGAGGUAAUGGAAGGAAAAGGGAUAGAUAAUCACCUGUUUGGUUUACGUAUGAUAGCUAGCGAAAAUGGACGUCCGGAUCCACAAAUAUUUUGCACCCCAGCAUAUCAAAAAAGUUGCAAUAUCAAUCUGAAUACAUAUCAGAUGGCUUCUAACUUUGACGGAUUUAGUUCAAGUGGGGCUUUGUCACCAUGUGGCUACUCAUGCUAUUACAAAUUAGGAAAACAAUACAUAAACUUCUCCAUAUCAGCUUAUCGAUCUUCUGGAAUAACGAAUUCCUAUCUUUUGGGACAAUACUUAAUGUGUUCGUUAAUUGACAUGAGAGAAAUUAUUAAUCAGGCCUCGAGUAGAAUAUGAAUUUGAAAUUUCAAGAACUUGAAAUGUGUUAUUGCUUAAUAAUAUUUACAUGCUUAUUUCCAAGCUUCACACGAAAAGAUUGUCUCAAUAAAGUGCUAUUUGCAAUUACAACAAUUUAUUAUUUGGUUGGCUCUGGUUUUCUCUUAGCCAUGAUGAAG